Messenger RNA from Protopolystoma xenopodis, 225 nucleotides. The record is from the annotation of a GenBank genome assembly. Lineage: Eukaryota; Metazoa; Platyhelminthes; Monogenea; Polystomatidea; Polystomatidae.
AUGUUACCUCGCUCUGAGGAUGUCCGUCAUAUGACGGACGAAAGCUUAGCACGUGUUCACCUGAAUCGAAGGCGAUUACCUCGGAAACAGCGUGAGCAUGAAUCUUCCUGUAAAAUAGCUGGUCAAGAGGAAUUCGCCGUCGUCUUCUGGUGGAACCGACCUUCGCCUUCACCCAACACUUCUACUCGAAAUGGAAUAAAGCCAGCUGUAGCUGGCCAAAAGUAA